AUGGUGCCAUCUCCCUUGUCUCUGGACUCGCCUUCGAGUGGUCGGCGUUACCCACUGUCCAUUAGCGAUGCCAUCUCCAGCGCAGCCUCGCCACUACACAGCUCCUUUCAGCUGAGCUGCAGGUCCCCGCUGUCGCCCCGGACACAGACAUGGCGAGGAGAUCAUGCUCGGAGUAUCGAAAGAUUUGGUGAAGGAUCGAGCCUCGCGCCUCCGAGGUUUCUACAUUUGGGCGCAGAGACGCUAUCAGCGUCCAAGGGAACCAAUGGCGGUCCAAAAUCGGCGCUCGAGGUAGACGAUGAUGGCUCGAGUUAUACAGCCUACUCGCCGGCAGACCAAACCUGGUUCGUGCCGCCGCACACAUCCAUAGCACUACAGUACGAGCCAAGGCAGGAUGAAGGCAAGCUCGGCGUCGUCUCCGCCAUCAACAUCAUCGUGGGUAAGACGGUAGGCGUCGGCGCUUAUACGAUACCGCCGGCCAUCUUUGACGGCGUGGGUUCCGUCGGCAUGACGCUGCUGCUGUGGGCAGUCGGCAGCGUCAUCUCCUUUUGCGGCCUGGCCGUCUACAUGGACCUUGGAUCAGCCAUGCCCCGAAGCGGCGGCGAGCGCGUAUACCUCGAGCGCAUCUUUCGCCGCCCGCGUAUGCUCGCCACGUGCAUGUUUGCUGCCUAUGCCGUGCUUCUUGGCUUCUCCGCCCCAAACGCCAUUGUCUUGGGCGACUAUGCCAUGUACGCCCUCGGUAUAUCUCCAGGGAGGUGGAAUGUUCGGGCCAUUGCGGUGCUCGCGGUCACGGCCCUAUGUUAUGCCCAUGCUCGGUUCCCGCGGGCCGGUCUGCGCGUAAUCAACAUACUCGGCGUCGCCAAGCUGCUCAUUAUAGCAUUCGUGAUUAUAUGCGGAGCCGUCGGGGGCCUACGGGGCGUCGGCCGCGUGGAAGAUUUGCAAGGCAAUCAACUCGGUGGGCGCAGACUUGAUCUGCCCAUGGACCGCGAUUGGACGCUCAGCACGGCGCAGAGAAACUUUCGCAAUAUCUGGAGCGGCGGCUCUGCGCAACCAUAUGAUUACGCGACGGCGCUGCUCAAGGUGAUUUACUGCUUUCGCGGCUACAGUACUGCCAAUCAAGUGCUCUCGGACGUCAAGAACCCCGUGCGGACCCUCAAGGUCGCUGCUCCCGCUGCCCUCGGCAUCGUCUCGUUUGCAUACCUGGCCCUCAACGUGGCCUUCUUUCUCGUCGUUGACAAGGAGGACUUUCGGUCGUCUGGAAUCAUUGUCGCUGGCACAUUUUUCCGUAAUCUGUUUGGCGAGGUUGUCGGCGGACACAUUCUGCCACUAUUUAUUAUUAUAUCGGCUGCAGGCAAUAUUGCAGCCACAUCCUUUGCGCAGGCUCGAGUCAAUGAGGAGUUGGCCAAGGAUGGGCUUCUACCUCUGAGUGGAUUUUGGACAACCAAGAAGACACAACAGCCGCCAAUAGGCCCGUCUUCCAAAGCAACCCCGGUGGCCCCGACUAUUCAUGAGCAGCCGACCGUUCCCCGCCGGGGACUGCUACUCCACUGGGCAGUGUCUGUGCUAGUUAUUAUUGUGCCGCCCCCGGGUAAAGUAUACAACUUCCUGGUCGAUUUGGGCGGAUAUCCCGUCUCCAUUAUUUCCGUGGCGAUUAGUCUGGGCCUGCUCUACCUCCGCCACCACCGGCCCUCGCCGUCGUCGUCGGGCGGCGAGCAGAGGUGGACUUCUCCGUACCGCGCCCGCACGGGCGCCGUGGUCGUCUUUGCCCUCUUUAACUGCCUCCUGCUCGUCUUUCCCUGGGUCCCGCCCGCUGAUGGCCAGGGCGAGGGCGCCGGCAUCACCUACUACGCCUACCCGGCGACGGCGCUCGCCGUUAUUGGCAGCGGGGCGCUGUACUGGUGCUGGUGGAUCUCCCGGGGGAGUGGGAGACACGGUAGCAGUAGCGGCGUUGGCGGGAGCAGGAGCAGUAGCAACAGCAAUGGCGUCGAUCUCGGCCGGAGGAGAAGGGAGAGAUGGGCGGCUCACAAGGCGAAACAGAGCGGUGGCGAGUCCCGCGGGCUCUUGCUCGGGGGCGACGAAGAUGACUUGUCAUUGGCUCCCGAUUUGAGCCAAGGAGCAGCCUCAAGUGACAAUGUCGGCAUGAGAAAAUAA
Messenger RNA from Pestalotiopsis fici W106-1, 2148 nucleotides. RefSeq lists its product as uncharacterized. Gene Ontology annotation, cellular component: membrane. Gene Ontology annotation, molecular function: L-amino acid transmembrane transporter activity. The transcript has a single exon. Gene Ontology annotation, biological process: amino acid transmembrane transport. The record is from RefSeq and is a predicted model, not a curated record. The coding region runs from base 1 to 2148 and encodes 715 amino acids. NCBI's taxonomy places the organism in Eukaryota, Fungi, Ascomycota, Sordariomycetes, Amphisphaeriales, Sporocadaceae.